CGCGGCUCUGCCGGGGCAGCGCGUCGGGACGCGGGGUAGCAGCCCAGGCACUUCCGGUGGAGCGGCGGCGGCUCCCGGCGGCGGCGCGGAGCGUUUUUAUUCCAGGCCAGCUGCCAUUGCUGAAGAUCCCUAAUGCCAGAUACCCAACCCGCUGCCAAAUAGCCAUGAAGGAGAGGAGGUAGCUGCCCCCAGCAGAGGGAAAAUCUGAUUUCAAUGGAUACAAAAUAUAAAGACGAUUUAUUUAGGAAGUAUGUACAGUUCCACGAAUGCAAGCUGAAUGCCUCUGACAACAAGCAGCGUCCUAUCAACGAUGAGUACUUGCGAGUGGCAGCAGCAGCCUUACUUUGCCUUCCCAAAAUUGAUCCCUUUUAUCGAUUCCGGCUGAUCAAAUUUUACGAAAUGGCUGAAAACUCACUGAGAUCUGUGAAAUCCUCAAGUUUACAUUGUCUCCAUAAUGCAUUCAACAUGCUUGAGACAGUUGGGAUUAAUCUCUUUCUGUACCCCUGGAAAAAGGAGUUCAAGAACAUUAAGACCUACACUGGACCCUUUGUUUAUUAUGUGAAGUCUGCUCUAACGGAAGAUGACGUGAGGCAGAUUCUGAACUACAUGGGCUACGUCCAGGAGCUGGGAACAACGUUCAAGCUCAAAGAGCAGGUGGACGCCAUUCAGGUGAAAAUGAUUUCGUUUGAGCUCUUCCUGGCCAAAGUGGAGUGUGAGCAGCUCCUGGAGAUCCACCUGCAGGUGAAGGACAAGGGCUAUUCGGAGGUGGAUGUGGUGCAGGAGCGCAAGAGCAGCAGCGAGGACGUGCGGGGCUGCUCGGAGGCCAUGCGGCGGCGCCUGGAGUGCAAGGAGAGCCUCAACGCGUCCAUGGCGCGCAUGGUGCUCCAGAAAUCCGCCAGCGAGCGCGCCUCUAAGGACUACUACAAGCCUAAGGUCAGCAAGCCUUCCAAGUCCGUGGACGCCUAUGACAGCUACUGGGAGAGUAAGAAACCGCCUCUGAUGAGCUCGCUGAGCCUCAGGAAGGAGCCCAUUCUGGUCGAUGCGGAAGAUGACAUUAAAGAUGAAAUCAUCCGGCCCUCGCCCUCCCUGCUGACCAUGUCCAGCUCCCCUCACGGCUGUUCAGAUGAAUACUUGCCAACUUCCUCUCAUCACAAUGGCAUGCUAAGAACAAAUGUCCCUUACAGCUCCUAUUUUUCUGCUCAAGAGGACUUAGAUUUAUAUACUGACCCCGAUUCUAGAAGCGUGUUAAAUUUUAAAAGACAAGACGCUAUUAAGCCUGAUGUAUGGCUGUUAAAAAGCGACGCCAACCCUGUUUACCACAAACGCACCCACCUAGCCAAAGAGACAGCUUCCUCCAAGUGCCAGAACUGUGGCAUACCCUGUGGCGCUUCUGUGUGCCAGAAGUGCGACAGCCUGUUCGGCUCGAGGCAGGAGUACCCGGCAGUGAAGCAGAGCUCCUACUCCAUCAAAGCGCUCCCGAGCGACGGCUUGUCCCCGGCCUCGGCUCUGAGGGAGAAAUCUCAGUACGCGUCCCAGACUCAGAGUCAAGACAGAGCUGCCCAGUUCGGCUCCAAGCCCAAGCCCUCGGGCACCUCGCGCUGCGGCUUCUGCAACCGCUCAGGCGCGGCCAACACGUGCACCUUCUGCUCCAAGGUCUCGUGCGACUCCUGCCUCAGCGCCUACUACUAUGACCCCUGCUGCAGGAAGAGCGACCUGCACAGGUUCCUGCCCAACAACCAGCUGAACUACAAAUCGUCCCAGCUGUCCCACGUGGUUUACAGAUAGACUGCCAGAGUCUGCUUGGGAAGGGAAGGGAAGGGGGAGAGGAAAGGGCUAUCCUAACUAAUGUUCUGACUCCACACUGACCUCUUGCCAAAAUCACGUGUCCAGAUAUUUGGAACCAUGGUUCAGUGAUCAGGUGCCAGUUCUUGAUUUUUGUGGCUUCACAGAUGCUGCAGAUCCAUUAGAUUUCAUGCUGCUAUAAUUUAGGUAACUCCUAAAUGAGCAUUGCUUUUUAACUUACAUGGGGGAGAAGAGCACAUUUUUCCUUAAAACUUGGCAGCUGUUGUAUUUUUAAGAAAUGACAUCAUAGGUUCCUAUUAUAUCAUAUCUUGCCCAAAUAAAACCAGGCAGUAUUUGAAAACAAAAUCUGAGAAUUAAGGUUGUUGUUUUCUAUGAGUGAUGAAACCACUGCCAGUUUUUGAUGAAGUAUCAAAAAGUGAAGUCCUCACCCUGACUUCAAAAUGUGCAGGAAAUAUGAGAAUGGCUUGUUUUGCCAACAAGGACUAUGUUUUGAUGUGUGUCUGCAUUUCUCGAUCUCCAAAAUGCAAACACCAUAACCUCUCUUCCUUUUGUCUUUGUUUCCUCCUCCCCUUCUCUCCUGAUUGUUUAUCUCGAGCUUAUAUAACCUGAAUCUGGACAAUAUGUGCUUUAUUUUCCAGUGUUGCCAAUAUCAUCCUUCUGGGUUUCACUGUAUGGUAUUUUAAAGAGGUGAUCCUGUAUCUGUGUCACUCAGAUGAUGCCUGGAGUGUUGUCCUCUCAGAUGAGUGUCCAUUUUCUUUCUGUUGCACAUGGUUUAAGUACUGUUCUUUGUACUGUAAAUAGGUGAUUUGGAAACAGUUUAUUUUUAAUAAAUAUUUAAUAUGUUGAGUUCUUAAAAGUGGUAGAAUCAUUAUAACUAUGAAGUCUCUCUGGGUUAUUUGUUCAGGUGACUUUUUGUUUUUCCUUGUACUGUAUUUCAUAGCUUAUUAUAGCCACUGUGGCAGAAUGAUGUUCUUGGCUCUGAUCAGUUCUUGGGUUUUAAUCUGACAUUUUUUCCCUCUGAUAAGGCUGGCGCUCAUCUGAGUGGAGUCUUGUCUAGGAAUUGCAGGAUUUUGCUCUCAGUGCACGCUUUUUCUUUGUGGUUAUGGAAAUUGUAAGUAUCAAUGUUCUGCUUGCUCCCAAAUUCACUGCCAAUCUGUCUGUAGUGUAGUCUAGCAAGUAAAGCACUGGCCUGGUUAAAAUCAGAGCUCAUUUGUGACUCCUGUUCAGGUGAACCCAUCAGUUAUGGAUGUGAAUCAGAUGAUGACCUUUGUCUCCUGCUAUAGCACUUGGGAACCCUGGCUGAGAGCCAGGACUCCCUUGUGUUGGGCUCUGUACAGUCUGACCCCCAAACACCACCUGGCUAUGAGUAGACUUUAGUUUUUCAUUAAAAGAAAACCCCUAAGAAUCCUAACUCCCUUGUUCCAACUAUAGCUAGUUAGCACAAAGUAUCAGGCAACCUAAUCUGAUGUGCAGAAUUAAAUGUGUUUAAAAUAUCUGUAAAGAACUCUAGCUGAGAUGUAAACUGUAGUCCACUUUGCACUGAAAUGAUUCACUUUGGGGUUUUUAAUCACUGUUAGAGUCUAGGCUUCUCAACUUCAGUGUCCAUCACUCCCUGUGUGACAGGAACAUGCAUGAAUGAUCGUUUGUCUUACAUUUUUUGGGGUGGGGGGGCUUCAGGUAGGUAGAGGGGGAAAUUACAUAGGCUAGUGUUGUAAAAUAGCUAAAAUAAUUUUAGCCAUAACUGGGUGUCAGAAGCAUUAUGGAAAUAAGAUGAAACCUGGGUCUUACAGAGGGCUGAGAACAAGAAGUUACUGUCCAGUUUGCACUAAGAAACAAAGAGAACAGAAUGUUUAACAAUCAGGGAAAUUCUGAAUCAAGGGACUGCAGCUGAGCAUAAUGUCAAGGGCGAGUAUUGCCUUGCUGACCCUGAGUGUUGGGGUGAAUAUUGUUUAAGUGAAUGAUUUUAAGGUUUUCAAUCUUGUAUGUUUUUUAUAAAUAAAUAUAUAUAUAUAUAAAUAUGACACAAAUGUAGAUACAUUAUGUAUAUAGUGAAUAAUUUAAAAACAAUUUUACUAUUAAAAUGCAGUCUAAGGGUGGUUUUAAUUUUGGUGGUUUUUGGGUUUUGUUCACCCUCUGCAGUUUCAUGCCUGUUUGGCUGCUCUACAGUGUAUCUUCUAGUUCACCAGUUCAAUUUCCAUAUGGCUCCUCACACUACAGUGAAUAACUAAAACUGUGAUGCCACGUAAUUUUUAUGGUGACCAGGGCAGGGGCUACACCUGCUCUGAACAAGAGAAGUCCUCUGUAUAUAUGUCAUGGAAUCCUGUAGUACCAGCCUGUGUUGAAGUGAUACCAUGCUCUAUUUUUGUGUAUCUUACUGUAUGAGAUUGCUGUGAUUGAUACAGUAAAAUAUAUGCGAAUUUAAAA
Molecule: messenger RNA, 4227 nt
Organism: Melospiza melodia melodia
Lineage: Eukaryota; Metazoa; Chordata; Aves; Passeriformes; Passerellidae
Gene: SPATA2
Product: spermatogenesis associated 2
Exons: 3
Coding region: 214-1785 (523 amino acids)
Biological process (GO): regulation of tumor necrosis factor-mediated signaling pathway; protein K63-linked deubiquitination; protein linear deubiquitination
Cellular component (GO): cytoplasm
Source: RefSeq, a predicted model, not a curated record